Molecule: messenger RNA, 698 nt
Organism: Meloidogyne enterolobii
Lineage: Eukaryota; Metazoa; Nematoda; Chromadorea; Rhabditida; Meloidogynidae
Source: the annotation of a GenBank genome assembly
UUUUGGCUUUCAAUCGCUGUUUAUUUGUUGUUUCACCUUCAUUGGCUCGCUUAGUUUUUGAUGGGAAAAGGACAUAUAUUUGGCUAUUAAUUUCUUCUUCUUAUGCUUUUUAUGGUUUAUCUUUUACUCCUCCAAUGAUUUUUAGCCCAAAAUAUUUUGCUUGGUUUGGCAAUCCAUAUACUGGAUUUAGAAAUGAUCUUGCUGAUAAAGUUGUAAAUUUUGAAAAACAAAAUUAAGGACAGAUCGGUCGAAUUAGAAAAGUAUAUAAUUCGGGGAAUAAUUGGGCGAUUAAGAGACAUUUAGAUAUCUGACUCGAAAAUAUUCCUUCCGGAUCUGGUUCAGCCCGAUCACUAAUUAUUUCUUUUAUAUGUAUGUAGUACAAAAUGUCGCUUAUCAUAAAACAUAAUUUUAUUGUUGCAAUUGUCUCUCCAUCUACAUAUUUAAUAUUUUCUAUUGUUAUGUUCUUUAAAAAUCGUGCAUUAAAAGUUGGCAGCAAUACAGCAUUGACUAAAUCAGAAAAAUAUACAUUUAUUCAAGUAUUUAUUAUCUCUUUUUUAAAUACUUCUGUUGCGGGUUUGUAUGUUUUGAUGGAUUAUUUAACAAAAGUUCCCCAAUGGAUUUUUACUACUGCAGGAAUUGGAUGGUUAGUUAUUUGUAAUUUUGUAGGAAAUAUAGGAAAAUUGUUAGAAUAUUCUUAA